This is a messenger RNA of Nanorana parkeri, 1746 nucleotides long. RefSeq names its product zona pellucida sperm-binding protein 3-like. The transcript has 9 exons. Bases 28 to 1746 code for a protein of 572 amino acids. Gene Ontology annotation, biological process: positive regulation of acrosome reaction; binding of sperm to zona pellucida; G protein-coupled receptor signaling pathway. Lineage: Eukaryota; Metazoa; Chordata; Amphibia; Anura; Dicroglossidae. The record is from RefSeq and is a predicted model, not a curated record. Gene Ontology annotation, molecular function: G protein-coupled receptor activity; olfactory receptor activity; acrosin binding. Gene Ontology annotation, cellular component: extracellular matrix; membrane.
AUCAGCCUUCAGUGUGAAGAGGACACCAUGAUGGUCCGUGUCUAUAGGAAUUUUUAUGGGACUGGAAAGCUAGUGAAUCCUUCUGACCUGAGCCUUGGACCCCAACGUUGCAAGCCAGACAGCCAAAGUACUGAAAUGGUGGUCUUCCAGGUUAAACUUCAGGACUGUGGCAACGCUGUGCAGAUGACUCAAGACUGGGUGAUCUACACUACCAACCUGACCUACAGCCCAACCUCCUUGAUUCCAAUCAUCAGAACCAACCCUGCAGUGGUCCCCAUAAUUUGUUACUACUACAGGCAUGCUAAUGUGAGUCGUGAGCCCAUUAAGCCAACAUGGCUUCCAUUCAGCACCACAGUGUCUUUAGAGGAGAGGCUGUCUUUCUCCUUGCGGCUGAUGGCGGAGGACUGGAGUGGCCCCAGAAGUUCUCCCAUCUUUGAGUUGGGACAAAUCCUCUACAUAGAGGCCUCUGUGGAUACUCGGAACCAUAUGAAUCUGAUACUGUAUGUUGACAGAUGUGUGGCAACUAUAUCUCCGGAUAUGACCUCUGCUCCUAGUUAUGACAUCAUUACAGACAAUGGGUGUCUGGUGGAUGGAGUGCAAGAUGACUCCUCUUCAACCUUCAUCGCUCCAAGGAUCAGCUCGGACAAGCUCCAGUUCACAGUGGAUGCUUUCCGAUUCCUAGGAGCAGAUGUGUCUCUGAUUUACAUAACCUGUUUCCUGAGAGCUGCUGCAGCCACACAGGUCCCUGAUUCCAGAAACAAGGCCUGUUCCUACAACAAAGUCACAAAAAGCUGGUUUGCAGUUGAGGGCCCCAGCCCUGUCUGCCAGUGUUGUGAGAGGCUCACCUGCCUUCCUACAGCUGUUAUACCACCGAUGUCUGCAGGAGGAAGGAGCCGGUUUGGAAGACCAAGAUCAUUUGGGAAAAGGGAAGCCUUGGAUGAACCCAACUUGGAGGGACAAACUGUGACCACGCUUGGACCUCUGCUUGUAACUGGGCCAAAACAAAGACUUGUGACACUUUCAGUGAAAAAGGAGGAAUCUGCUCCUGUGGAGCUCUGGCAGAUUGUCGGAUACUUUUGGUAUGGUGUCCAAACAAUGGCCAAGAGGAACCAAACGUUGCUUACUGAAUUUCUACUCCUGGGAUUCGGAGAUCUUCAAGACUUUAAAAUUGUCGUUUUCACCAUCUUUCUGAUCAUUCACGUCAUGGCAUUAGCCAGCAAUGUCCUUGUUACCUUGGUUGUGUUCAUCCGGAGUCUUCACUCUCCCAUGUACAUCCUCAUUGGUCAGUUGUCCUUGUCUGAAAUCAUCUUUACCAGUAACAUUGUGCCCAACAUGCUGUGGUUGAUACUGGUUGGUGGUGGGAAAGUUUCCAUUGCCCGGUGUAUUUUCCAGUUCUUUUUAUUAGCCUUUCCAACUGUGGCCCAGUCUUUACUGUUGGCUUCCAUGUCCUUUGACCGAUAUGUGGCCAUAUGUAAACCAUUACAUUAUGCCAGCAUCAUGACCUUUGGACAGCAAGUCCAAAUAGUUACCUGUUGCUGGCUGUUGGGCUUCACAGUGGCCUUUAUACUAUAUGUCUUAUUAGACAGUUUACAAUUCUGUGGACCAGACAGUGUCAAUCAUUUCUACUGUGACAUCUCCCCCGUGGUGGAACUUUCAUGUUCAGAAAACCCUUCUGUUGAGCUGGUCACUUCUGUCUUGUGUUUCCCUUUUAUUGUUUGUCCACUUAUGUUAAUCAUGGCCACCUAA